AUGAUAGUAGUAGUGGGGAUAAAAGUGAGGCUACUUCGUACCGGCACCGCCUGCACUGACCGGCUGGUGUCCGUGAACAGCCGGGUGAAGGAACGUGGAAUAGGAGAAAGGACGAACGAGAGCGUCGAUUUCGUUCAUCGGAAGGCCCGUUAUCUCCAUCGUUCUUGGUUCGACAAUCGUUUCUCGACGAUUCUCUCGUAAAGUGUGCUGUUUUUGUCUGUCUGUCUAUCUGUCUAUCUAUCUUUUUUCUCUUCCUCUCUUUCUGUCUCUGCCUCAGUCUUUCUCUCUUUCUCUCUCUCUCUCUCACUCUCAUGCGCGCGUUCUUUCUCUUUCUCUCUCGAAUCUCUUUUGGUGUCUAGGGGGAGACAUAGGCGCCGUGUGACAGCGAUAGGAAACGAAACGAUACGAGACGGGACGGGACGGGACUGGACGAGACGAGACGAGACGAGACGAGACGAGACGAGACAAGACGAAGACGAAGACGAAGACGAAGACGUGAUCGCACGUAGUAAUUUUUGUUAGGACAGGGCAAAACCCUCGAGAUCUUUCUUUUCCAAAGCUCACGCGCUUUUCCAUGUCAACGACACGCGCGCUUAUACCAAAGCCAGCGUGCUACCCCCCGCGUAGAGGAGCCUCCUCCAUCGUCGCCUCCGUUGCUGUCGUCGAGCAAGCACUCCACGUCGUCGCCUCGGUCGUCGUCGUCGUCGGCUCGCCGUCGUCGUCGUCGUCGCCGUCGUGCGCGUCGCGCCGGUGGGAGGCUCCUACGUUGAUCUCCUCCCGAUCGACGUUGUCAGAUUCUCUUGCAAGGAGGAGAAGGAAGAGAAGGAAUAACACCGAAGGUAAUCCGUCUUGCAAGUCAAGGGUCACUGCUGGCAUCGACGGUGCCGUCGGCGUUGACGUCCUCAUAGGACUGAGGACGAUAGUGGAAAGGAGGAGGAGGAGGAGGAGGAGGACGACGACGUCGUGGAGGCACGCCAACGUCGCUCAAGCUGCGAGCCUGAGAUGAGCGACCAUGGCUGCAUACACUUGAAUAAUUUCAAAGCAGCGAAGGGCAUCCAGCCAUACAAAGUGAUACACUCCUAUUUCGUGACCAGCACAUCAACCGAGGCACGCGUAAGGAAGGCUGUAAGCUGCUUGUGUCAUACUUGUAAAACUUACAAAGAUCGUCUUCAUUCUUGUCUCCAUUGUAUAUUUUUCGGUUGCUAUGUGAAGGGUCACAUACAGGAGCAUGCAAAAACGAAGAAACAUUUUUUAGCUGUGGAUUUAUGUUAUGGUAAUAUUUUGUGCUUCCAAUGCGGCGAUUAUGUUUAUGAUAGAGAAUUGUUAUCUGUUGCUAAAGCACAAUGGAGUGAAUCAGCAAAAUCAUUGAGCUUUGGAGAAUUUUAUCGUGCUUGGGAACCUACUCAAAUAGAGGCAGAAUUAUUGAGAAAACAUCCACGGCGAAGGCGUGUUGUAGAAAAUUCUACAAUAGGUCUAAGAGGACUUAUAAAUCUUGGCAGCACAUGUUUCAUGAACUGUAUUGUACAGGCAUUGAUACAUACUCCACUAUUACGAGACUACUUCCUGGCUGACCGUCAUCACUGCCCACAACCCACUCGCUGCCUAGUCUGUGAAGUGUCCCACCUUUUUCAGGAAUUUUAUUCUGGUAGUAAAGCACCUCUAACGCUUCAUAAACUACUUCACUUAAUCUGGACACAUGCGAGGCAUCUAGCAGGGUAUGAACAGCAAGAUGCGCACGAAUUUUUUAUCGCUACUUUGGAUGUCUUACAUAGACAUUGCGAAGCUGCACCAAUUUUGGUAAAAGAUAACCCUCAUCACUGUAACUGCAUUAUCGAUCAAAUAUUUACUGGUGGACUUCAGAGUGAUGUUGUUUGUCAGGCAUGCAAUGGAGUUUCGACUACGAUAGAUCCUUUCUGGGACAUAUCUUUGGAUUUAGGUACCGCGGCUGGCGCAUCAGGAUCCGAUAAUUCUGGACCUCCUACCUCGUUAUUAGAUUGUUUAGAGAGAUUUACGCGCGCAGAACAUUUAGGCUCUAGUGCAAAAAUUAAAUGCAGUAAUUGUCAAACUUAUCAAGAAAGUACGAAGCAAUUAACAAUGAAGCAACUACCGAUCGUAGCUAGUUUUCAUCUGAAGCGAUUUGAACACUCCAGCAUUCAAGACAAAAAAAUCUCUACAUUCAUUUCUUUUCCGGAACAAUUAGACAUGACUCCUUUCAUGUCACACAGACGUAAUGGUAAUAAUAAUAGCGCUAUGAUCGAUGGCUUGCCAAAAAAUGGAGAAGAUAUGGCGUUCAGCGACAACCGAUACUCAUUGUUUGCUGUAAUAAAUCACGAAGGUUCUCUUGAGACAGGACAUUAUACAGCUUUCAUAAGACAGCAAAGGGAUCAAUGGUUUAAAUGCGAUGACCAUUUGAUAACAAGAGCAAAAUUAAAAGAUGUCUUAACUAGCGAAGGGUAUUUGCUUUUUUAUCAUAAACAAAUUUUGGAAUAUGGACGAAAUAGUAAGGUGUAAAUGUUUAAUCGUAAUAAUUAAUUUAUUUAUCACGACUAAUGAUGGGCUAUAGACUUAAGUUCUUAAACGUAUUGAAUUUCUUAAUGUAUCAACAGACACGCAUAAUUAUGAAGUUUUAAUAUUGAAAAUAAUGUUGAGAAUAUUGAAAUUGAAGUUAUCUACAAAAUUCUACAUAUUUAACUGCAGAUAAGGCAUAUAAUGCCAUUGAAAAUUCAAAUAAUGGUUAUUAUCGAUCUAUGCGUUAGUAUCAAAUUAAUUACAAUUGAAAGGCAAGCGAAAAAUAACAAUUACAAUUCAACUGUAAAAGUAAAGGAUAUUGCUUUAUUAGUAUAGAUAAAUGUGACGUCAUCUAAACUGUUAAUUGUAAAUUAUCAAAGUAUACAAAGUAAGCGUGUUUAUACAAUUUGUUUAGUGUCGACAUAUUUUUGCGUUUGAUGAACUAAGCUGAGUGCCUCUGGCGAUCACUUCCCUCGUUUGUGUCCUAAAUAAUAAUGUAAGGAUAGUUUUAAGAUUAGCUCAAUUUUUUUAAAUGACAGAUCACAAUUUUUGUAUGUCGCUGACUGUUGUUAUAUUUCUGACCUGACAUGUCUAUACAUAAGACGCCAAGGAUAGAUGACACCGUACUUCGUUAAUUAUCAUAUUAAAAAUUCGAUCUAUUUAAAUUCGUUAACUAAUUAAAUUUUCGACUUAAUACAUUUGCUAUUUGACAUUAAUGACUUUUUAUUCGAGGUACGUUGGGUCAGCAGUCCUUGGAUGAAACAAUUUUGUACAAACGUAUUGCGAGGAGGAUAAUAAUUUUAUCCAAUUAAGGCGAAUCUUUUCGCUCGACUGUAUAUAAUAAAAUCACUGUUUAUCAAAUUUUUUGUGGUUGCCCGUUGUACCUUUUUUUUUUAAAUGUCGUGAUGUAGAUUUUAAAGAUGCUUUAUAGAAAAAAAUACGUUUUUGUAAUUUAUCGCGUGGGUAUAUUUUUCGUAGUGAAAGAUGCGAAAAGAAUACAAUUUUAAUUCUUUAGUAGUAGUGGUUUCUGCUUUAAUAGGUUUUUUUUAUUUUUUGAAAAAAAAAAAAAAAGAAAGAAAGAAAGAAGAAAGCAAUCCUAACCGAAGUGCCAAAUGUUCAUUGCACUUUUUGUUCUUGUAUUUUUAUGUUAAAACUAGCAAUUUAUGUUAUUGUACUCUACUUAAAACGGGUUUCCGUAUUGUGUUCAUUGACAAGGAUAUUACGCGUAGUACGUCGUCCCGCGAAAGGAAUUUCCUAUGCGUUUAUCGGGAAAUUGAUAUUAAGAGGGACAUAUGUUAUAAAUUAUACGCGAUAGAUCAAUAUAACGAUCAAUCUACAAGCUUUAAAAUGCAAAAAAAAAAGAUAUGUAA
Vespa velutina is the source of this 3878-nucleotide messenger RNA. It is a transcript of the gene not, whose product is annotated as ubiquitin carboxyl-terminal hydrolase 22. Gene Ontology annotation, molecular function: zinc ion binding; cysteine-type deubiquitinase activity. The transcript is spliced from 6 exons. Gene Ontology annotation, biological process: protein deubiquitination. The record is from RefSeq and is a predicted model, not a curated record. Lineage: Eukaryota; Metazoa; Arthropoda; Insecta; Hymenoptera; Vespidae. The coding region runs from base 1003 to 2511 and encodes 502 amino acids.